Molecule: messenger RNA, 880 nt
Organism: Lutzomyia longipalpis
Lineage: Eukaryota; Metazoa; Arthropoda; Insecta; Diptera; Psychodidae
Gene: Ak3
Product: GTP:AMP phosphotransferase AK3, mitochondrial
Exons: 1
Coding region: 1-681 (226 amino acids)
Biological process (GO): nucleobase-containing compound metabolic process
Cellular component (GO): mitochondrion; cytoplasm
Molecular function (GO): ATP binding; AMP kinase activity
Source: RefSeq, a predicted model, not a curated record
AUGUCGUCUACAAAGGUCUUCCGGAUGCUGAUAAUGGGUGCCCCUGCAUCGGGAAAGGGGACAAUUUCGGGGAGAAUUGUGAAAAAGUUCAAUUUCCAGCACAUCUCAAGUGGGGAUCUCCUGAGAUGGAAUAUUGACAAGAAGACCCCGUUGGGAACACAAGCUGUGGGGUAUGUGAAUAGAGGGCAACUAGUUCCGGAUGAUCUGGUAAUCUCGUGCGUGGUGGAUCGAUUGCACGGUGAGGGGGCUCCUCGUGUGCUUCUCGACGGCUUCCCGCGGACACGCCCUCAGGCAGAGAAGCUGGCAACGGUUCUGCCCUUGGAUGCCGUUGUGAAUCUCAAUGUUCCCUACGACGUCAUCAUUGAGCGUGUUAAGAGUCGCUGGGUACAUCUGCCCAGUGGUAGGGUGUACAACAUUGGCUUCAAUGAACCCAAAGUCCCAUUUAAGGAUGACGUCACGGGAGAAGAUCUCGUCCAGCGCCCAGACGACCAUCCGGAUGCAGUGAAGAAACGCCUGGAGAUCUAUGAUAGCAUCACAAAACCAUUGCUGGAGUACUACAAGGCACAAAAUCUACUCGUGGAGUUCUGGGGGAAGACAAGUAAUGCCAUUUGGCCCAAUGUGGAUGAAUUUCUUGCCAAAAGUUUCCUUGAGAAGAAUGAGACUGAAAAGAAAGCUCUGUGAAAUAUGUAAUUCUAUUGAAGCGCACACAUUCUUUAGCAUUAAUAAUGGGGGUGGGUGGGAAAUGGAUUCAAGACAAUUUGAUGUACAAAAAUAAUUUAAAUUUAAUUUUUUGGGGAUAGAAUGUUUGUAUUAUAAUUGAUGAAGAAAAUGCCAUUAUACAUAUUUAGUUUUUUGCUCAAUAAACUUCCAUAAAGGGGAA